Messenger RNA from Trichomonas vaginalis G3, 3396 nucleotides. RefSeq names its product condensin family. Gene Ontology annotation, cellular component: condensed chromosome, centromeric region. The record is from RefSeq and is a predicted model, not a curated record. Lineage: Eukaryota; Parabasalia; Trichomonadida; Trichomonadidae. Gene Ontology annotation, biological process: meiotic chromosome condensation; mitotic chromosome condensation. The transcript has a single exon. The coding region runs from base 1 to 3396 and encodes 1131 amino acids. Gene Ontology annotation, molecular function: histone binding.
AUGUCGACGAAGGAUGCCGAAGAGAUUCUCGACAUUCUCAGCGAGUUUGGAAUUAAUACUUUAAGCGAGGAUGUUUUCCAUGCAAUGAAAAGAGGUGAUCUUAUAGAAUUCACACAAUUUAUUUCCGAAUUACCAAAAAUCACUAAAAAUAACGUUUCGAGAAUCAAGCAACUUACAAAAAUUUUAAGAAAUUGGUCAGGUAAACAAAAUCAAUCUGAUCUGUGGGCUUCACUCCGAGAAAUAGAUGUUCGUCCUGAUUGGAUUGAGUUAAUAUCAUUUUAUUUAUUACAAAGUGGUGAAGAUUUUCUUGCAGAUGGUGUUCAAAUGUAUAUGAUUUUACUUUCAAUGGAACCUGCUCUAUCAAUUUGGAAUCCAAUCCUCUUCAGACCUUUCCUUGGUAUAUUAGCACAAGCAUCUCAAAUAAUUGAAGAGGGAGGUGCAUUAACAAGUGAAAUCGAGAAGAAGUUACAGCUAACCAUCCAAGUAUUCCCAAUGGUUUUACAAUGUUUCUCAGCAUCUUUCGUUAAUAUGAUAGGAGAUGAUGUAUACAUGGCUUUAUCAGAAGCAACAAUUAAACUUGCCUCUGGAUAUAGACCAGAAUAUGAGAAAUUCAAUAGCCAACUCCAAAAUACCGCUUUUAAUUUACUUGGAUUGAUGCUUGAAACUAAAACAGACGUAAUUCUUCAAUACAUUGUCCCGUGGUCCCUUUUACAAUUUGCUACAAGUUCUUCAACUACAACAGCACGCUUAGAAAGACUUCAUGAUAGAAUCAUUCAAUUAUUAAUCAAAUCUUUCAAGAAGGAUGAUCCAUACUACAUUCUUUUCAUUAAGCAUCUGAUACUUAGAGUUCCAGACCGUGCAAAUUUGAAGGUACGUGCAACAAUGUUAGUUUUUGAACUUAUCAAGAAUUCUGAUUGUGCGAAAGAACUUAUUGACUUCGUCAUGAAGGUUGCACAGUCAAAUAAGGUAUCUUCUAGAGUCUUUUCAUCACAGUUACUUGCAAUGUGCGUUGUUCAAUUAACUCAAUUGUUCCCAGAUAGCGAUUUGAGAGGCAACGUUCUAGAAGAAAUGCUUAAUAUCCUUAAAAAGCAUGUUAUUGAUAGAGCUCCAAGUGUUAGAGCUACCGCAUUGUCCGGAUUAUCAACAAUUAUUUCUAAUUUGAAGGAUCAUGAAGACAAAGGAUUGAUAUUAGAGAAUAUUGAUACUAAUAAAUUCAUGAUAAAGAUCCUUAAGGCACGAUCUGUUGAUGAAAAGCUAGUUGUCAGAAGAGCCUCUUUAGAAACAAUCAGAGAAAUCAUUUAUUCACGAGACACAGCUCCAGAUGACUCUUUGAUUGAUCUCAUUGAUGAAAGAGUUCGUGAUUGGAGUGUUUCUAUCCGUGUUUCAGCUGUCAAGACUCUUGGCGAUUUACUUGAUUCUUUUCCAAACAUCGAAAGACUUCAUCGUUUAUGGCUUGAUGCAAUUCUUCCAUUGAUUGAAGAUCCUGAACAAUCUGUUCAAAAGGAAGCAAUUGAUGCUAUCAGAAAUCAUUUGAUAAAACCAGUUUGCGCAGGAUCUCCAGAAUUAUUCACAAAGAUCAUGCAUAAACAAGACUACGAAUUCUUAGGAAGAGUUUUCUUAUACAUGCGCCUUCAUUCUAUAGAUUUAAGUCCUUUAUGCAAAGCACUCACAAAAUUCGUUGUCAACAGAGAGUAUGAUACAAAUAGGCCAUACUGGCGCAUGCUUGAGUCAUUAACACUAAUUGUUAAAUCAUCAUUUAACAAAGAUUUCUUUAAGAACCUUUGGUACAGAAGAGAUACACUUCCACCAGAAUAUUAUGGAACUCUUGCACACUUGGAAAUUUCAUCUGAUGAAAUCCAUACAGAUCUGAUUACAAUCAUCAACCAACUUGUCGAAGAAGGUGGAAGAUAUUUACUUUCUCACGAAGUCCUAAAGCUCUUUAAGGCUCAAGGUGCUGGUGAUGAUACAGAAUUAAUGAAUUUCAUUUCAAUUUGUAUGAACAAGAUUAAUGGAGUUGCUGAAGAUGAACAUGGCGAUUUCACAAAUAUCAAAGCAUUUUCGCAAACUGUUUAUAUUGUUGGCGAACUCAUUUCUUGUCUUAACGAUCCAAAGCGUACAAAUGAUAUAGAUUUUACUGGUUUGCAAUUGUUGAUGAGUGAAAAGCUUCCUAAUGGAAAUCCAAUACCAACACUAAUAAGAACAAUCACAGUUACAGCUCUUGGUAAACUUUGCCUUGCAAGAAAAGAUAUCUCAAAUGCUUUUGCAUCAGCAUUUGUUCAUCAAAUCAUGACAGAUACAGCAAGUGAAGUCAAAGCAAACUGUUUAAUUGUUUUAUGCGAUAUGUGCGUUGCUUAUUCUGCAAUUGUUGAACCGCAUGUUCAAUCAGUAACAAAUGCUAUUUCUGAUAGAUCACCAGCUGUGAGAAAGCAAGCAUUGAAUGUUUUAACACGACUUAUUGUAGAAGAUUUCCUCAAAAUGAGUCCACUUUUGUUCUUUAGAUUCUUAUACAGCAUCACAGAUGAUAAUCAAGAUGUUGCUCAUUUUGCGAGAAUCUGCCUUUUCCAUGUUAUUGUUCCUAAAUUCCCUAACUUACUGAAGCAAUACUUCAUUGAUACAUUGAUGUACUUCACUGAUUGUGAGAUUGCUUCUCUGAUCGAAAAUCCAGAGAUCAAGAAGAGAUUUAGAUUCAGAGGUGAUGAAAGGCGUUUGAAAGUUUAUAAGUUGUUAGUAACUCCUAUGAACGAAGUCGUUCUUUUUGAGUUAGUUAAAGACAUCUUCGGAAGGGUUAUUGAUAGAUUCAUUAAAUGUGAGUUUAAUCUCAAAGAACACAGCUUACUCUUGUCAGAUAGCUUCAAUGCUUUGUUGUUGAUGGAAGACAAAUUGCAUUCAUCUACAAAGACAGAAGCAAAUACAGAUGAAGGAUCAGAUAUGGAGAAAGUCAUUGAAGGUGCAAAGAAUGCAAUUAACUUAAUGCACAACACAAUGAUUAGUACAACGAUGCAAUCAUUGAAGAAGAUACAUCAAUUAGUUAGAGAAAAUAACUCUCCUCUACAGAAAAUUGUUAAGAAGUUCUACAGAGUUCUUUGUGAUAACGAUAAAGAAUUGUUGCAAGAUUUAGAGAGAUCUGAACCUAUCCUUGCCGCAGAAAUACGCGAAGAGAUGAGAAUAGAAGAGUCAGAGAAGGUUGAAGAUGAAGAAGAUAUAGAAAAGAAAGAGCCAGAGAAGCUUUCUUUGUUCAAUUCUCCUCUUCUCAAGAAGAUUCACAAUACUCCCAUUUCUCUUCUUUGCUCUCCUGCAAAAUCCAGUACAGAAGCUCUCCUUGUUACACCAAGGAAACAAAGACUUGUUAGAGAGUUCUCAACUCCUCAACACGGCGAUGAUGACUUUUCGGAUUAA